AAAUGAAGACCUUCCGAAAAAGAAAGAUAACCACUACGCAAUGUCAACAAAAGAUGAGAAAGAAGUCAAUAUCAACUUUGUUUUAAACAGUGACAAAGAAAACGCCAAGCAUUUUAAGAAGAAAAAAAAUUUCUCUGGUUCUGAAAAAGAUGAAAUAAAAUGGAAGGAUCCUAAAGCAAAGAAGCAAUUUUUGAACCAAUACACGAACCCAAAACUAGAAAGUAGAAAAGACAAAGUUUC
Messenger RNA from Racocetra persica, 240 nucleotides. The record is from the annotation of a GenBank genome assembly. NCBI's taxonomy places the organism in Eukaryota, Fungi, Glomeromycota, Glomeromycetes, Diversisporales, Gigasporaceae.